CUAUCAAACUGCAGUCAGUGGAUUGAAAAACCAAUUAAAAAGAGCAGAACUUCUUAUAAGACUGUCAGAUAAAAUAGUGCUUGGAGACCGGACUGUUAUUCCUUUUGGAGUGGACUACCUGCAGUGUGAUAUGUUUCUGUAUUGGAACAUCCUUACGCUGCUCCUCCUGCGUUCAGCUCUGUCAAGACCACUGAGCUCUCUGACCACACCAUCCAGAGGCUGUCCCACCUGUAAAGGAAAGUCCACCCAGAGUCAGCCCACUGGAAACUCAAACACCACAACGCUGGCAGCUGGAGAGCCAUGUGGGGUCUACACUCUGAGCUGUGCCCACGGUUUGCAAUGUACACCUCCAGAAAAUGACUCGAGGCCUCUCAGAGCUCUGCUGGAGGGCAGAGGAGUCUGCAAUAACAUCAGCGACAUCAACACAACUGUAUCGACCCACUCUGUAGACACAGCACCUACUGAGGACCCAGAUGAGGCUCCAUGUCGUGAACUGUUAACCACACUUAUGACAGGGCUCACUAGUCAUGUAUUUAAGUCACAUCAUGAUAUCUACAUGCCCAACUGUGACAAAGAUGGCUUCUUCAGAAAGAAACAGUGUUGGUCAUCUCGAGGUAAACAACGUGGGAAGUGCUGGUGUGUGGAUGAAAACGGCAUCCCAGUGACUUCAGCUACUACACGGGACGGCACCUUGAUUUGUUAAAAAACUAUAAAACAUGGACUAAAGCAGAAGAGAAGAAGUGGAAACUUUUCUAUCAAUAUCAGAUAGAGAAGAGGAACACCACAUAGACUCUCAUUUAACCCUCCUUCAACUGGAAACACCUUUUUUUCAAUGAAAACUUAAUAAUGGUUAGUUGUAAAGUUGCAUC
This is a messenger RNA of Sphaeramia orbicularis (orbiculate cardinalfish), 869 nucleotides long. Its product is annotated as insulin-like growth factor-binding protein 5. Bases 131 to 703 code for a protein of 190 amino acids. Gene Ontology annotation, molecular function: insulin-like growth factor II binding; fibronectin binding; insulin-like growth factor I binding. The record is from RefSeq and is a predicted model, not a curated record. Gene Ontology annotation, cellular component: extracellular region. Gene Ontology annotation, biological process: regulation of insulin-like growth factor receptor signaling pathway. The transcript is spliced from 4 exons. Lineage: Eukaryota; Metazoa; Chordata; Actinopteri; Kurtiformes; Apogonidae.